UUCGAAGUAUCUGGAAACUUUUCAUCCCCCCCCCUUUAUAAAAAAACUCAAGACUCGUUUUUAUUCUUUCUUCUCUUACUUAAAAAAAUCUCCUCACCUGAAUCUUUUUCGUCUGUGAGACGUCGUCGUCAUUGUCACCUGAAUCGCCGGAGAACUUAUCGUCGUCGUCACUCUCCUGAAAAUUCUGAUCGGUGGAGAUCGUCUGAUUUGAAUGUUCGUUAUCUUAUAUUAUAGUAUGAGAUUAUAAAAUUUAUCUCUCCUGUUUUACGUUUCUGUGAUUAGAUUUGAGAUCCUUCUUCGUUCUUUGGAUGUUUUUUUUUUUUUUUUGGUAAAUGUGUGGUUGAAUGAUUUGAUCUCGUAAACUCUGAUUGUGUUCUGUAUCUGUUUUCUUAGAACGAAAUUGGAAGAUUUCGAGAAAAAAGAAGAAGAAACCAAAAUCCUUAGUCUAAACCCUUUGAAUUGACCUAAAGCAGACUUCUUUGAAUUGAACCAUACCAAUGACCAUGAGGUAGUCUUUUGAGUUUGGCAGGGUUUCUUGAGGGAAUCUUUUAAUAUAGCUGUGGAGGGGCUUUUAGUGUACUGUUUCAGGAGAGUGAAAAGGUCAGGUUUUAUCCAUGGAAAUGAAGUAUGUUGGUCAUUGAGCAAAACCCUUCUUCUUGUUGAUCUAUUGCAAAAAAAAAAAAUCUCGAUUCCUCUUUAUCAUCUGAGCCUCGCUACCCUUUGUGUGGGUUUUAUCUUUGGACAUUAUGCAAUCUUGAUUCAACGGCGUUUCCCUUUCUUUGAUUUGGCCAAGAGUGCUCUUUGUUUUGUCAUCUAUCUCAUCUGAGUGUCCUCCUCAUAGUCAGUUUUGAAGAAGGCGGCCUGAUUGCUCACUUUUUUUUAGUCUGCUUAUCUCAGCUAUGGUCUCCAUAGUGAGUUUCCUUAGAGCAUAUUCCAUGAUGAAGUUUUUGCUCUCCCUCAAGCAUGCUGUAGUAGAAUAUUAUCGGUAAGGGCGUCAAAAGAUUUGUAUUCCAAGACAGGCCAGCUUUAAAGAUGGGGCUUCGAUAAACUAAGAGCACUCUUCAGGCUUUCAUUUCCUUAGAAUUUUCCGAUCCGUAUGUUGACUGAAGAAACUUGGUUCAGAAUGGCACCGGGAGGUUGGGCAUAUCUGGUUUAUACUGGAUAUAUUUCAAGGACUGAAGUGAGCACUCAGUGUGCUUAACUUUUAUUUCUAUAUGAAGGCUCCAACUACCAAGAGGGCUGUGUUUAGUUGUUUAACAGGAUACUUGUAGAUCUUUUUGUUUUGGUGAUUCUUCCUUUUGGAGAAAAGCUGAUUUGGAGCCGUUUCAAAUUUGGAUUGGUGUGCUGCAAAUGUAGAUGGAAGCAACAGUUCAUCGAUAUGUUUGCUGGAUUUUCAGGUGACAGAUAAUGUUUAUGAGAUGAGGAAUAUAUCUUCUAAAUCUUUUCGAACUUGCAGGUUUCAUAAGCUUUCCAUCAGCUAGCAGUGUCUGCCAUUUUUACUGACUGAUACUACGUAAUGGGAGAUGUGUAUGUCAACUUCCCUCAGCAACCACAGAAGUCUGACCGAGAAAAGGGUGAGAUGUCAAGAAAUCUGCACCCUCAUUCAAUCAAUGAAGAAUCUGAAUCGUCAACUCUGGAAAGGGUAGCGGCAGAGUCAUUAAUAAACGAAGUUCUUGGUAGAGGACUAAUGGAGCAUGGAAGAAGGUGUUGCAUUAGAGCUCCUUGCUGUAAUGAGAUCUUUGGUUGCCAUCAUUGUCAUAAUGAGGCAAAGAAUAGUAUAAACGUAGAUCAGAAACAGAGACAUGAUAUUCCUCGACACCAAGUUAGACAGGUUAUUUGCUUACUCUGUGGCACUGAACAAGAGGUUGGCCAAGUUUGUAUGCACUGCGGAGUGUGCAUGGGGAAGUACUUCUGUGAAGUCUGCAAGCUCUACGAUGAUGAUACGUCUAAACAACAGUAUCAUUGUGACGGGUGUGGAAUUUGCAGAAUCGGUGGACGUGAAAAUUUCUUCCACUGUUACAAGUGUGGCUGUUGUUAUUCAAUCCUCCUCAAGAACAGUCACCCUUGUGUUGAAGGAGCAAUGCAUCAUGAUUGCCCCAUAUGCUUUGAGUUUCUUUUUGAAUCAAGGAACGAUGUGACCGUUUUACCAUGUGGACACACAAUCCAUCAGAAAUGCUUGGAGGAAAUGAGAGAUCAUUACCAAUACGCGUGUCCACUUUGCUCAAAAUCUGUAUGUGACAUGUCAAAGGUGUGGGAGAAAUUUGACAUGGAGAUUGCGGCUACACCGAUGCCAGAACCAUACCAAAACAGAAUGGUUCAGAUUCUAUGCAACGACUGUGGGAAAAAAUCAGAGGUACUGUACCAUGUGGUGGCUCAGAAAUGCCCAGACUGCAAAUCAUACAACACUCGCCAAACCAGAGGUUGAAUCAGAUGCAAUCAAGGAGAAAAAAUAGUGUGUCAUUGGCUCCUUUUACCUGAAGACUUAUCUCUCGAGUUCAUCCUCUCUCUCUUUUUCUUCAGUAUUCUCAGUGGUCUAUGUCUCCUUCGUGCCCUGUAGUAGUCUGCUUUAGUUUCCAUGUUAUAAUACGUCUCCUCUACCCAACGUUGAGUUUUAUAAUUCUAUCGGCUUUGUUAAAUAGUUUCAUGUUAAUCUGAUAAACCCCAAAUCAGAACUUAGUGGGAACAAUUUGUACCAUCAUCAUUUUUAUCAGCUGUGAUUAUUCUGUCCAGUGUAUGAAUAAAAUCCACUCCUGAUUAGGAGAAUGAUUUAGGCA
Messenger RNA from Camelina sativa (false flax), 2774 nucleotides. Its product is annotated as putative E3 ubiquitin-protein ligase RZFP34. The record is from RefSeq and is a predicted model, not a curated record. NCBI's taxonomy places the organism in Eukaryota, Viridiplantae, Streptophyta, Magnoliopsida, Brassicales, Brassicaceae. Gene Ontology annotation, molecular function: ubiquitin protein ligase activity; zinc ion binding. Gene Ontology annotation, cellular component: nucleus. Gene Ontology annotation, biological process: protein ubiquitination; ubiquitin-dependent protein catabolic process.